AGAUUACGAAUUUCUGCUAACAUUUCAAGUUUAAAUCCACGUGUUGAUCAGAAAUUCAAUCAUUUUACGUUAAAUGUAAAUCAACCUACUUAUUUCAAAAGAUUUUUUCGCAGUUUUAACACGCUUUCAAAAAUGGACCCCAACACGUGGCACUCCGGAAACGUGACUCUUGCCGAGAAGAAGCACGCGCUUUGCGCGCUACAGGAAACGAUCCGGUACUGCCGAACGCCCGAGGCCCUCACCCACUCAACAUCCCGCCUGGUGGCCUGUUUUUCCUCGGACCCGCAAGUGAUCCAACAGUGCUGCGAUCUGCUGGCACAACUGAUGACCAAGGACGGGUUUACGGUGGGGCUGGCCGGCGAAGCGCUGGGUCGCUUUCUGCGCUAUUUGCCGUUGUUUUUCAUGAGUGACGGCAACGGCGGGGCGAAGGAAAGGAUGGUUGCUGGUUUGGCGAAGCUGAUUCAGAGGUUUACCAAGAUCAUCAAUGCUAAUGAUCAAGUUGUAGCAGAGUUCCCCUUUGGUACACUGUUAAAUUUGAACCAAAUGAUCUUCAACGGUUCGCUGAACGGAUCUCGGCUAUUGUUUGACCUAAUUCUGCAAACGACGCAGCUUGCCUCAAGUCUACCAAACCGUUCUGACCACAUGGUUUCGAAGGACAUGAAGAAGUUUAUUGCUACCAGUUACAGCUGGCUUCGCAAUAGAACCAGCUCGUACACCGAUGUUCUCGACCUGUCCCGCUUUGCUGAUUGUCUACUCGAGACUUACUUGGGCGUCAACCCGAUGGCCAAACAGUACUGGGUUGAACUCCAGCUGGAGUUGAUCUACGGUACGAUCUUCGAUCGUCUUCUACCCGAUAACCGACCCGUCAUCGUCGAAUUCCUUCUGACUGUUUUGUACGGAUUUUUGAGACGCGAGUUGGACCUCGAUGUGAAGCUUGCCGUUCUACGAGUGUUGAUGCAACGUGGAGAAGGACUUCGCGGAACACUGACCACGUUCUACCGAAAGACAGCUGUCGGCGGCGAUCGUCAAUUUUCUCGAUUCAAGGUGAUCGUGACGGAAAUUUUAACCCAUCUGGUUUGGCGUUACGAGCAAGGUACUUCGAACGAGCAAUUUCUAGAUUUGAAAUCGAAGCUCGACAAAAUUCUACAGGACGUUGACUGGUCGGAGUUGAUUGCCGGAAAGUACCGAAUCUGCCAACUUCCGGUGCCUAAACUCACCAAAGCGAAUCUCUGGAUCAUCAUGUUGGUGCAGUAUUUCGAAGCGGAACUGGCGGAAGAUCAAAUGGGACCGGAAGAAACGUUCGACUACGUGACCAACCUGGGCACGCUGUUGAGCGUUUGCUUCCUGAAGCAGUUCCAGUUGCCGGCGUUUUUGAUCAAAUUUGUGCUGGAGGCCGUUGCGAAAUGCCACAACCACACCCUUUACAAGAACAACGAACUUGUGUACAACAAUCAGUUGCGCCAGCUGGUCCCAUCGACCAAUUUCAAAGCCGUUUUCGGACUCCUCCCGACCAGCAUUCCCCGACUUCGCUGGUUCCACCAACAGGCCAUCUUCCCGUACAAGGCGGAAUUCCAACGUCACCAACGCUUCGAAGCGCUCCAGGAACGGCUUCUCCCGGAGUACCUGCUAACCCCACAAAUCUUGACGUUCUUCCCCGAAGCAUACCUCAUAAAAACCCUCCUCUCGCGUGACAUCGACCUCACCGUGCUGACGAACGCUUGCCUCAUCCUGUCACGUGUUCAGCUGUCCGAAACCCACCUCGUCAAGCUCGUAACCUCGAAACUAACCUGCAAGAAUCGAGGACUCCGCUGGCCGCACUAUCUACGAGCAAUUUACGGAUCGCUGGCCGCACUCACGCCCGAAUCCCGCACGGAACUGGUCGGAUUCAUCGCGAUGAAGCUGUCCAACUCCAGUACGGAUUCGGAACCGGACGGCCUCGUGCUGCUGGUGGACAGUCUGGUGCGGAUUUUCGCCACCAACCCUAACCUCAAAGUGCCCGACGAUUGGAAGUUGCGACUCAGGGACAUUUCGGAUGGUUUUGAAAGUUGAAAGCAAAUAAAACCAGGGGAAAUCAUAUUUUGUAAAUUAUAAUUCUACAAUAAACGUAUUGCUGAAUUUGGACUCGGUAUUACAAAAAGCUCGUUCUAGAAUUAUAUUUUCCGCUAAAAAAUAUUCACUGCGCUGGGAAAAAAGAAAAGGUAAAUUACUGAACUUCUAUUGCUUGCGCCGGCGGCGCACUUUGAUUAAAAUUGGAACAUCAUGAUAGGCGUCGUUUAUGCGAUCUAUCUAAUGUUCGGAGUACCUAACUAAUUAAUUUCUUGCGUAGAGCGUCUAGAUUAUUUACAAAAGAAAAAAAAAGGUAGCGCGAAAUAAACCUAAAGUCGUCAUCGUUAUUUGAUUCGCGAAAGCUAUAGAAAAUAAUACAUUUAAGAAGAGGCUCGCCCAAAAAACGGAUGCGAAAAAUAAAAUGAAAUAAACACAUUUCUAAUUUGCACUGCGAAAUCAUACGAAAUGGUUCGAGUCGGGUUCAAAGUUCAGUUUGUGAUUAUCAUUUUUGUUUUAUUUGAUUUCUUUCUCAUGCUUUACAAUGUUAAGAACUGCGAUGUGGGGAGGGAGGGAACGGGUGAUCGAUGGAGGUGCAGCAUAUUUAACAAGAACUUUCAAUUUCUGUGUUUCUAUUGUUUCUGCUUGUGUUUCGUUCAACAGUUUAAGAUUUGGUGCGGUUCACAUUUGGUCGAGGAAGUUAUUUGAUCAAACUUUGCCGUCAUAGGCCUUUUUGGAAAGUGAGCUUCCGUAACGCAUUGGCUACCAAAGUCGACAUAGUCGACGCGCUUGGCUCAGCUGUCAAAG
Molecule: messenger RNA, 2850 nt
Organism: Culex pipiens pallens (northern house mosquito)
Lineage: Eukaryota; Metazoa; Arthropoda; Insecta; Diptera; Culicidae
Exons: 3
Coding region: 133-2049 (638 amino acids)
Source: RefSeq, a predicted model, not a curated record